Messenger RNA from Penicillium cataractarum, 1185 nucleotides. RefSeq names its product regulatory cyclin phoB (gene phoB). The transcript has a single exon. The record is from RefSeq and is a predicted model, not a curated record. Gene Ontology annotation, molecular function: protein kinase binding; cyclin-dependent protein serine/threonine kinase regulator activity. NCBI's taxonomy places the organism in Eukaryota, Fungi, Ascomycota, Eurotiomycetes, Eurotiales, Aspergillaceae. The coding region runs from base 1 to 1185 and encodes 394 amino acids. Gene Ontology annotation, cellular component: nucleus; cyclin-dependent protein kinase holoenzyme complex. Gene Ontology annotation, biological process: regulation of cyclin-dependent protein serine/threonine kinase activity.
AUGUUGGCUUCUUCCCCCUCGCCUUCCUCCGCGGCCUUGCGAUCCCCUCACCCUCAUCCACACCCGCACCCACUUCCUCACUCCGCCGGAGCUGCGGCGCAUUAUGAUCCCUCGUCCGCUCCGCAAUUCAAUAGUCCUCGCUCGUCGCGCCUGGCCAUUGAGGAGCUGCGCUCGGCCUUGAAUCGCCAUACCGUCGAUCCUUCCUCUCCUGAAUCUCCUGCAUCUUGGAGACGGCGCGUAUCAACCGUAUCAACGGCAUCCACCACCGCCUCUGUCGAUACCCUAGCCCAAGGUUCCGCCUUGGCUCUCUCCUCCGGUCCCUCUGCCGCCACUCCUGCUUCCACUGUCCCUCCUGAGUCUGCAGCCGCGACUGCCCCCGUGAAUAUUCCGCCCCCCACCGCCGCACCUCCUGCCUCUGCUGCUGCUUCUCCUGCUGCUGCUGUCACGGUUACCACUCCCUCGAUGCCCGCCCCGGACAGUUCGGGUUCCAACAAGCGCAACAGCCAGUGCGACCAUCACCCGCCGGAUGCGACGGUGCCGGCGGGGUCUGUUCAUGAUGGAGAGGCAUCGCAGUCUAAGCGCCAGCGGUCAUCCCGGGAAAAUGUUAAGAUCUUGCCUGCACAGUACGAAGAAGUCGAUCCUCGUGACCUAGUGGUGCUGAUUUCCAGCAUGCUGAUGGAGCUGAUUCGCUUCAACGACAAAAUCCCCCUGCAUCAGGGGCGCUUAACUCGUUUCCACUCACGUUCGCCACCUCGGAUCUCCGUGUUGGAUUACCUGCAACGUCUGACUACCCACGCUACCCUGUCGCCCCCAAUUUUGCUGAGCAUGGUCUACUAUAUUGAUCGCCUAUGCGCCUUGUACCCGGCCUUCACGGUCUCCAGCCUGACCAUCCAUCGUUUCCUGAUCGUCAGUGCCACGGUGGCUAGCAAAGGGCUCAGCGACAGUUUCUGGACGAACAAAACGUAUGCGCGAGUCGGAGGUAUCACCAUGAACGAAUUGGCCAUGCUGGAACUUGAAUUCUUGUUCAAGGUCCAGUGGCGAAUUGUACCACAACCAGAAGUGCUGGAGGACUACUACCAGAGUCUUAUCGAGCGAUGCGAUGGCUUCGAAAUCGAGCGCACCAGUGCAAAUCACAGCACUGUACCGACGUCUACGACAACGGCCGUCAACACCCCAUCAGCAUAA